Parnassius apollo (apollo) is the source of this 3399-nucleotide messenger RNA. Lineage: Eukaryota; Metazoa; Arthropoda; Insecta; Lepidoptera; Papilionidae. The record is from the annotation of a GenBank genome assembly.
AUGAUGGGUGAAAAAAAUAACGAGUGGGAGUCCACCAAAGGUUUGCGGGAACCUAUAAAAUGUUUGGAGGAUAAAUGGAAACUUGUUCCUUCUUUUCUGCAAGUAAAAGGAUUGGUGAAGCAACACAUUGAUUCAUUUAAUUAUUUUAUCAAUGUAGAAAUAAAAAAAAUAGUACAAGCAAAUGAAAAAGUAUUUUGUGAUGCAGAUCCUCUCUUUUACAUCAAAUACUUAAAUGCAUAUGUCGGGACUCCAGAUUUAGAAGAAGGUUUUAACAUGACUAAACCGACCACACCACAUGAGUGCCGGUUGAGAGAUAUGACUUACUCAGCCCCUAUUACAGUUGAUAUAGAGUAUAUAAGAGGCAACCAAAGGGUUAUUAAAAAUAAACAACUUAUUGGAAGAAUGCCGUUGAUGUUACGGUCUUCAAAUUGUGUUUUAACUAAUAAAUCAGAUUUUGAGCUUGCUCAACUAAAUGAAUGCCCUCAUGAUCCAGGCGGUUACUUCAUAAUUAGAGGACAAGAAAAAGUUAUUUUAAUACAAGAACAAUUAUCAAGAAAUCGAAUGAUUGUGGAUGAAUUCAAAGGAGCCAUACAGUGUCAAGUCACAAGUUCCACUCAUGAAAAGAAGACAAGAACAAAUGUUAUAGUCAAAAAUGGGAAAUAUGUCCUGAGACACAAUGCAUUGUCCGAUGAUAUUCCAAUUGCUAUAGCAUUUAAGGCAAUGGGUAUUUGCAGUGACCAGGAGAUUAUGCAACUUGUUGGUUCUGAUGAUUCAAUUGCUAAGAAAAUGGCACCUUGCAUUAUGGAUUGUCAUAAUUUAAAAAUAUUUACUCAAAAUCAGGCACUUGCUUAUAUUGGAAGUAAAUUGAAAGUAAAACGAUUUCAGACAGCAAAUGCUAAAGCACGCACACCGGUUGACGAAGCAAGGGAUCUACUUGCUACAACUAUACUUGCCCACGUAGCAGUCGAAAAUUACAACUUUUAUGUAAAAGCAAUCUAUUUGGCUAUUAUGGUCAAAAGAGUUAUUGAGGCUGAGACUAACAAAGCUGCUAUAGAUGACCCUGAUUACUACGGAAACAAAAGACUUGAAUUAGCUGGUUCUCUUUUAGCCUUGAUGUUUGAAGAUCUGUUCAAAAGAUUCAAUUGGGAAUUAAAAUCUAUAGCUGAUAAAAUCAUACCGAAAGUAAAAGCGGCUCCGUUUGAUGUUGUUAAACACAUGAGACCUGAUUUGAUAGCCAAUGGUCUGUUUACAGCAAUUUCAACGGGAAACUGGACAAUCAAAAGAUUUAAAAUGGAACGGCAUGGCGUAACACAGGUGCUUAGUCGUCUCAGUUAUAUAUCAGCUUUGGGUAUGAUGACCAGGGUCAAUUCACAAUUCGAGAAAACUAGGAAGGUAUCGGGGCCCCGAUCAUUGCAACCUUCACAGUGGGGCAUGCUGUGUCCAUCAGACACUCCAGAGGGUGAAGGUUGUGGUCUGGUAAAAAAUCUUGCACUAAUGACUCACAUUACAACGGAGUGUUCUGAAGAACCAAUUUCAAGAUUGGCGUGUAAUGCUGGUGUCGAAGAUGUUAGACUGUUGGGAGGCGAAGAAAUUAAUCACCCUGCUGUAUAUAUGGUUUUUCUUAACGGAAACAUUUUAGGUGUCACGCGGCAGUACAAAAAACUCAUAAAAAUAUUUAGAAUGUUUAGAAGGAGAGGUCUUAUUUCAUCCUUUGUUUCAAUAUAUCCAAAUCAUAACCAAAGAACUGUAUAUAUAUGCAGUGACGGUGGUAGGCUGUGCCGUCCAUACAUCAUAGUAGAAAAAGGUUACCCUUUGGUUCAACAGAUACAUAUUAACGAGCUCAACAGAGGCAUCAGAAAAUUUCAAGACUUUUUAAAUGAUGGUCUUAUUGAAUAUUUAGAUGUGAAUGAAGAAAAUGAUAGCCAUAUAGCAACUGUUGAAGCGGAAAUCGAUCCUUACGUCACUACACACCUUGAAAUAGAACCAUUUACAAUCUUAGGUGUUUGUGCCGGUUUGGUGCCUUACCCGCAUCAUAAUCAAAGUCCGAGGAAUACUUACCAAUGCGCUAUGGGAAAACAAGCAAUGGGUACUAUUGGCUACAACCAAAAAAACAGAAUUGAUACCUUGAUGUAUAAUUUAGUAUAUCCUCAAUGUCCAAUGGUGAAAACCAAGACAAUAGAAUUGACAAAUUUCGACAAGUUGCCAGCUGGGCAAAAUGCCACUGUCGCAGUGAUGAGUUACAGCGGCUAUGAUAUUGAAGAUGCCUUAAUUCUAAAUAGAGCUUCUAUUGACAGAGGAUAUGGGCGAUGUCUUGUUUAUAAAAGUGCAAAAACGACAAUGAAAAGAUAUAGUAAUCAAACAUCAGAUAGAAUUUUAGGCCCCUCGAGAGACGCUAAUACGGGUAAAAUUAUAAAAGUUCAUGAUAUACUAGAUACUGAUGGAAUAGCUGCUCCGGGGGAAAUGGUUGAGAACAGACAAGUUCUUAUAAACAAACAGAUGCCACCAGCCACAAUAAAUCCAAUUAGUCAAGGCCAGCCGCAACAAAUUGAAUAUAAAGAUGUACCCAUUACAUAUAAAGGUCCAGUUGAGUCGUAUAUUGAGAAAGUUAUGGUUUCUUCUAAUGCGGAAGAUGCGUUCUUGAUAAAAAUUUUGUUACGUCAAACUAGGGUCCCCGAGAUUGGUGACAAGUUCAGUUCUAGACAUGGACAGAAAGGAGUUACAGGUUUAAUUGUGCAACAAGAAGAUAUGCCGUUUAAUGACAGAGGCAUAUGUCCUGACAUGAUAAUGAACCCCCACGGUUUUCCUUCUAGAAUGACAGUUGGUAAAACAAUUGAAUUGUUGGCAGGCAAAGCUGGCUUGAUGGAAGGCAAAUUUCAUUAUGGUACGGCUUUUGGAGGUUCCAAAGUUAGUGAUGUUUGUAAUGAAUUAGAAAAACAUGGUUAUAAUUAUCAUGGUAAAGAUAUAUUUUACUCAGGACUCACAGGCGAACCUUUAGAAGCUUAUAUUUAUUCUGGUCCGGUUUAUUAUCAGAAAUUAAAACACAUGGUGCAAGACAAAAUGCAUGCUCGUGCUCGAGGCCCCCGCGCAGUCCUUACUCGGCAGCCAACCGAGGGUCGCUCUCGAGAUGGCGGGCUGCGGCUCGGUGAGAUGGAACGCGACUGUCUCAUCGGAUACGGAGCUAGUAUGCUGCUGAUGGAGAGGCUGAUGUUAGCGUCGGACGCGUUCAGCGCGGAUAUCUGCGGCGCCUGUGGGCGCCUAGCGAGCCGCGCUUGGUGCCACGCCUGCCGAUCGUCCGCCGGCGUCUCUACCGUUGAGAUGCCCUAUGCCUGCAAACUACUCUUCCAAGAACUUGCCUCUAUGAACAUCGUCCCUAAACUUACUCUUAAGAGAUAUUGUUAA